AUGGCGGAUUUAGCUCCUAAAGCGGAAAUAUCGGAUGCCGUGGAUGCAAGUGCCCGUGAUUUUAAUGAAACCGAUCUGUCGCAAUCAUGCGCAAUCAUGAAUGAGGGAGAGUCGCAUCAGUUUGAAGCGAAUGCCACAGCUUCCACACCCGAACCGGAAACAGCUUCCUCGGACCAGCAGGUGGAAACUGAUGGGAUUACUGAAUACCAUGCAUUUGACCAUAACCCCCACGAGCGACCUCAUUCCUCCUCUUCUCAUGCUUCCGCUACUUUUACUGGUGAUGACGAUUAUUUCGAUCAAGAGGGCCGACAUGCCGCAAGGUCAACAUCAAGUCGCUCAUCCAUUUCUUCUUUACCGGGCUCCGUCGUCGUAUAUCCUCCAGGAAAGCAUGAUUACAACGGCACCAUUACCCCAUCGAAUUUCCGCGGGCAUUAUAUGCAACAUUAUAUAGAGAGUAAUAAUGACCAACCCAUUCCCGUGGACAGCAAGGACUUUAAAAAGAACACUUAUACCUCCCGGCUUUCAAAAAUUGCGCCUGGCGUUCGAGAUCGUGAUUCGCCUUUUAGACACCCUAGCUCAGUGCUUGCGAUGCAAAUGGGAGAUGAGGAGGAUUGUGACGGGUAUGGGUAUGAGUACGACAAUGAGAAAACUACACCAUCGCGAUAUCGGAAGCGCCGGGGCAACGGCCGUGGCCAUUCGUGCCAGAGUGUGUCGGGGAUGUCCAUGCGCUCGCUGGUCUCGACGCCGCCGUCUGCUAGGUGGAAUUAUAAAUCACCACCGACAAAAGGGGAGCCAGUACAGAAGGAGUACCCACUAGUCCUUCUCCAUUGUACUUUGCUCCCACCGUCUCUUACACUACCGCAUGGUUUGGGAAGACCUAGUGCGCAGCUUCUCGAGGAGAUUUUGCCGGAAAAGUACUGGGCGAGGUGGAAGUUGUUGGAGGAUAAGAUUGUCAAUUCGGGUGUGCUGAGGGAUCGCGGGUUGCUGAUAUCUCAUCCCCAAGAAAUGUAUGACUUGCUUGAGGAGCGGCUAUUAGAGAGUCUAGAGCUGGUUCGGCCAAGGUUGGGAUACGGGCAUUUCCUUGGUCGGGAAGAUGAAGACAGUGCGGAUGAUGGAGCGUGGAGAGAAAUGGAAAAGGUCGACGUCGAAGUCGGAUUGGCACUCCCGGUCGAGAUAAAGCGGGAACUAGAGCGGAGAAUUACUGAAGAGGGUAAGAUGAAGAUCGAGCAGGAACUGCGGUUGUUGGAGGAGGAACAACGGAGGAGAGAGAUUUACGGUGAACCGCCACCACCCACCCAGGAGGCAAUAGAUGGGCUCGGAGAUGAUGUGGUUCCUCCCUUUCAAUCGGAUUUUGACAGGCCAUCACCUCCUCCUACUUUCGAGCAGCCAGAGCCACGGGCAACAGUUCUCUCCGUGUCAACCUAUAAGCAUGGACAUGAGCAUGAGAUGAUACCCGCCAAAUCUGAUGAGAUUGAUUUGCAGACUCUUUGCGCAAAUUACAUCCGUGUUCUCGCCAGUGAUACACGGAACGUCGCGCUUGCUUUCCUAAGUAGCAAACUCUCACAUCGCAACACACACCAAACCGUUUUGCACAUCUUUGCCAAAGUGAAUCUCACUCUAGUGAGCCCUCGAUUCAGCCCCAAGCACCAGCUGCAUUUAAACCUACGGUAUUAG
Molecule: messenger RNA, 1674 nt
Organism: Histoplasma mississippiense
Lineage: Eukaryota; Fungi; Ascomycota; Eurotiomycetes; Onygenales; Ajellomycetaceae
Exons: 3
Coding region: 1-1674 (557 amino acids)
Source: RefSeq, a predicted model, not a curated record